This is a messenger RNA of Gadus morhua (Atlantic cod), 3008 nucleotides long. It is a transcript of the gene b3gnt9, whose product is annotated as UDP-GlcNAc:betaGal beta-1,3-N-acetylglucosaminyltransferase 9. The transcript has 7 exons. Gene Ontology annotation, biological process: poly-N-acetyllactosamine biosynthetic process; protein O-linked glycosylation. Gene Ontology annotation, molecular function: hexosyltransferase activity; UDP-glycosyltransferase activity. NCBI's taxonomy places the organism in Eukaryota, Metazoa, Chordata, Actinopteri, Gadiformes, Gadidae. The record is from RefSeq and is a predicted model, not a curated record. Gene Ontology annotation, cellular component: Golgi membrane. The coding region runs from base 912 to 2375 and encodes 487 amino acids.
GGUUGUACAGAACAACGAUGAGUGUUAGUAAGAUGUAAAGCCUUUAACGUAUUAAUAAGUGCUUCCUAAAUAUGUCAGCAUUGUCUUGUCUAACACUUCAAAAAAAAUGGUAUCUCCUACAUUUACUGGUUUGGCCUUCCUGUUAGUAAUAGGGAACAUUUGCAGUGGAGUGCUUUGGGUUUGACCCUGAACCCCAAGCCCUCCCACUUUUUCCAUGCUCAAUGUGCUCUUCUUCCUCCAUAGCCUAGGCACGACAUCUGGCGUCCUCUCUGGUGCGCUAUACAAUGCGUUCUCCACCAUGUCAACUCCCCUCCCUUUCCACUUGUGAAUGUUCUUUUCUUUGCUGCCUUCGCUGCCUCUAAGCCGAGAGAACAUCAUGUACACUUAUAUGCUUACUUCACUGCCUCCAACCCCAGCGAACAGGGAAAGGAGCACAUCCAAAUCGCGUCUGCUGCUGUGUUGGCAUCUGGCAUCGAUUCGCUUCGGCCACAUCACGUGGGAGACGGGCAGCGGACCUCAGCAACUUUAGAACAUGUUCAUAUGACGAAGCUCAACUCACAGAACGUCAUGGAUAUCAAUUUCACCCUGGUUGUCACUUUUUGAAAGCUUUCAAAAAUUGUGUGGAAACAUCGUUUCCACAUAAAUUAUCUUCUCGGCCAAGGUUUUUUCUUCUUCUUUUUGGUUCCUUCUGUUGUCAUGGACGGGGGUACCAGGUGACUUUAACUCAACAAAUGACGAUGGACAACUAGCUGAGUGACACACCGUUACAGAAGAUGAUGUCCUACCAAGAAACAACACGGAAAGGACAACAAAUCAGUUGUUAAAAACAUGUGUCCAUAAAGUUGAAUGAACAGCACCAGUCCAUCCAUUCCUUUUGAGUCCUCUUUACUUCAGAAAAGGUACCAAGGGGGAUGAUGAUGAGGAAGGUUAGGGUGCUGAGGAAGAUCUUUCACGUCCAAAGAGACGUGAUGUUCACCAUGGUGUUGCUGCUGUUCUUCUGCCUGCUCCUCUACACUCAACAGGUUCUGCUCCAGUCGGGCUGGGACAGAACCGUGUGGCGUCUGGAGAUCGAGGGCUCCACCAGCUCCAGCCGGGUUCUGCUGGGAGCGGUGAGGACCAGAACCGGCUCCGGGUCUCAAGUAGCUCAUGCAGGCCCGGAGGUCCCCGCCUGCAAGACCCAGCCCGACGCCAGAGCCCGGCAGCCUGACCCCAAGCGGAAGGUCAAACCCAGUCAGGCGCCACUCGCCAAAACUAAGAGGAAACGCAAAGGGCUGCGGGGGAGAGUCACUCCGACAAAUAACUCGGGUGACGUAAAGCCGACGAUGCCGCCGUUUGACUUUGAGGCUUACCUGAGGGAGAAGGACAACCGAGACUUCGGGCUGCGCAUCGAUCAGCCUCAGAAAUGCAUGAUGGGAGAGGGAGAGCCCGACGGACCCUACAUGCUCAUUGCAGUCAAAUCUGUCGCCGCAGACUUUGACAAGCGCCAGGUGGUGCGUCAGACGUGGGGUCGGGAGAGGCCGUCCCAGCACGGCGUUACCCUCCGUACGGUGUUCCUCCUGGGGGUACCCCGGAACCAGAGCGCCCUGCCCCUGUGGGACCGCCUGCUGCUCUACGAGAGCAACGCCUACAAGGACAUCCUGCUCUGGGACUUUGAGGACACCUUCUUCAACUUGACGCUGAAGGAAACUCAUUUCCUCCAGUGGGUCAAUAGCAGCUGCCCACAUGUCAGGUUCAUCUUCAAGGGCGACGCGGACGUCUACGUGAAUAUCGAGAACAUCCUGGAGAUGUUGCAGGAUAAAAACGCCAGCGAGGAUCUGUUUAUCGGUGACAUCAUCGUCCACGCCAAGCCGAUCCGCAAGCGCACCUCCAAGUACUACGUGCCAGAGUUUAUGUACGGCGGCGGCUUGUACCCGUCCUACGCCGGAGGGGGCGGGUUCGUCAUGUCGGGCCACACGGCCCGCAGACUCAGCGCUGCGUGUCAACAGGUGGAGUUGUUCCCCAUCGACGACGUCUUCCUAGGGAUGUGUCUCCAGCGCAUCGCCGUCAAGCCCUACCCCCACAAGGGGUUCCGGACGUUUGGCAUCCCCCGGCCGUCCGCCGCGCCCCACCUCCAGACCUUUGACCCCUGCUUCUACAGGGACCUCAUGGUGGUCCACAGCCUCACUCCUCCCCAGAUCUGGCUCAUGUGGAACCUCCUCCACGAUCCCCACCUCCGCUGCCACACCGGGGGGACUCCCUCGACGGGAGCCUUCCGGUGGAGCGAUGGUGGAGCUGGAGGAAGAGCUGGAGGAAGAGCAGCAACAGUAGACCCAAAGGAGGGAGAGGAAUUACAGACUACAGACUAUGGAUUGGAGGAUGUGUUUGUGAAGCAUUAGUCUGUUUUGGGGGGGGGGGGGGGGGGGGGGGGGGGGGUCUGAGUGGGAGCUAGGUCGACAUCUUUAAAGCAGGCCUUUAAACUGCUUUAAGUUACGAGUCAGGUGAAUGUUUUUCCUUUUUGAAACUGACAAGAGACAUGGUUAUUUGGGUUUAUUUAGGCUAGUCUUAAUGGGGACAAGCACACUGAUUUAAGAAUGUGAAAACAAACUCUGCAGGUUAUGAGUGCAAUUAUAUUUUCUGUCUUGUGUUAUUGUUUUAAAUGACAAUGCAGCCAUGUGAGGAAGGCAAUGGACAAAUAAUUAUAACAUGUUGAGCAAAGUUUUAAGUGUUUCCUACCCACAGCAGAACAGAGACAAUAGACUGCAUGGACCCUACAUCCCUGAAGUGGGUUCCUGUUGUACUUGCACAUAAAAGUUAUGAGUUCUGUCUUGAAAGACACAUUCCUCAUCUCUGCAUCUGAGCUGUCUGUCUGCACAUGGACUCUUCUCUUUAUUGGAUUUCUUAAAUGAGGACCAGGAGUACCCUGGGCAGAAAGUGCUUUGAUUUUGAUUCAAAUCCAAACGUAUUUCCUCCUUCAAGAAGGGCUUCCUGUUCUCUCACACAAAUCGUGCCAUAAAAGGAUUUCUAUUGUC